GCGGCCUAGUCGCCGGAACGGGGCCUACUCCGUUGCUAUGGCAACCCCCGACCUCCCUUAGGAGUUUCGAGGCGGCGCCGACUAGGCCUCGCCGCCUCCCCUUUGUUUCGCCUCAGCUCCGGAGGCUCUGCGGCUCCUUCUCUCUCUCUUUCCAGGCCACGAUGGGCGAGCAAGACCCGGCCUUCGUGCUCCGGUACUUGGCCGAAGUGGAAGCCCUGGCCGAGGAGGUGAUGGCCGGCAGGCAGCAGAUUGUAGCUUUGGAUCAGAAGCGAAAUGAGAACCGGGAGGCACUGAGGGCUUUAAGCAAGGAGCUAGACUCCUCAGAUCAGGUCAUGGUUUGCUUUGGGAACAUGUUUGUGCAGCUUCCAAAAACAAAGACCAAGGAUAUGUUGCAGAGAGAUCAGGAACGCUUAGAUGAAGAAAUAGCCAAACAGCGGAAGGAGCUAAAAGUAAACGUCAGCCGUCUCUUGGAAGCACAAGGUAAGCCAGAACUGAAAGGCUACAACCUGAAACCAUUAAGCACUGAAGAAAUGUGCUUUAUGAGAAAGUUGGUGGAUAGCUGAAGCAGUCUCACUUCAUGGACUACAACUUUCAGCGGAGAACUGGGCCACAGCUUUCUGCAGCUUGGGCAGCCUGUCUGCCGGAGUGCAAGCGUCCCACCCUGAGGAGCAGGACAGCUGAAGCACUGUUGUCACUUCAAGAGGAGCUUUUGAAUUCAGAUGGCAGGAAGUGUAGGAACAGAACUGCAAUGCCGCUCCCUUCCAGGAUAUGAAUGCCCUGCUGACAUCUGUGCGAGUUUUGUGAUAAUAAAUUAAAAUGUCCACUCAAACCCAAAA
This is a messenger RNA of Sceloporus undulatus (fence lizard), 836 nucleotides long. RefSeq names its product p53 and DNA damage regulated 1 (gene PDRG1). The record is from RefSeq and is a predicted model, not a curated record. The coding region runs from base 162 to 563 and encodes 133 amino acids. The transcript is spliced from 5 exons. Gene Ontology annotation, biological process: protein folding. Gene Ontology annotation, cellular component: prefoldin complex. NCBI's taxonomy places the organism in Eukaryota, Metazoa, Chordata, Lepidosauria, Squamata, Phrynosomatidae.